UACCACCAAUCAUUCAGGGACCAUCAAGCCGACGGGGUGAAUUUUAUUUCCCAUCGUUUUUACUAGAAGAAAACCGUCAUGAAUUCACUCUUAAGUAAUGUUAAAAGUGCAUCCCUAAUUGUCAACACCUUUGCCAAAAAUGGAGGCUGUAUAACAAGGGGAUUAAAAUCGAAUUUGAAGAUAAAAUGGGUGAGACCAGAAAAAAUUCCAUCUACACAUCCUUCAAAGAGUGGAGAUUACUUGGAGUCGACAGUGAAAACUUCAGCUGACGAAGUGGCAUGUCGAUAUAAUCAGUCCCAGGAACUCAAAGAUGCCCCAGAAAUCGUUAAGAAGCUCUUCACCCUUGAGUACAUGUCCAACCAGGAAACUAAGAAGAUGAACCACGAAAAAUUGAGAAACUUAGUCAAAAGACACGACAUGGAUUACAGAUCAAUGGAAGUAACAUUGGCAAUAAUGACCAGCGAAAUUCGUCACCUGCAGAAAAUGCAGGAGAUUCACCCACGAAACAAAAAAACGAAAGUCUUUCUCAAAGAACUGAUCGAGAAAAGAAAAAAAUAUCUCGGGGACUUACGGAGAUGGGACUACAAACGUUUCGAGUGGGUAUUGGAGAAACUAAAUAUCGUCUAUAAACCGUUCCCUGAGCUUUGGGUUAAUCCGACGCGUAAGGACUCCCUAAGAAAACUGACGAGUGCACACUGCGACGAAAUAAGACAGAAAAAACUAGAAGCUUACAGGGCAGAGCUCGAGGCACAGCAGAUAAUUUUUUUCAAGGAGAAAGCCGAGAAACUAGCGUUCAUCAGGGCUGAGGAGAUCGCAUGUGGAAUCGAACCCACCGUCAGUGAGGAGGAGAUUGCAGCGGCUCAGAAAAAAUGUGCGGAGCUACAACAAUAACAAUAAGUAAUGAAUAAAUAUGAUUCACAUAAUUGAAACA
Molecule: messenger RNA, 931 nt
Organism: Fopius arisanus
Lineage: Eukaryota; Metazoa; Arthropoda; Insecta; Hymenoptera; Braconidae
Gene: bonsai
Product: 28S ribosomal protein S15, mitochondrial
Exons: 3
Coding region: 79-891 (270 amino acids)
Biological process (GO): mitochondrial translation
Cellular component (GO): ribosome; mitochondrial small ribosomal subunit
Molecular function (GO): structural constituent of ribosome; RNA binding
Source: RefSeq, a predicted model, not a curated record